Molecule: messenger RNA, 994 nt
Organism: Macrobrachium nipponense
Lineage: Eukaryota; Metazoa; Arthropoda; Malacostraca; Decapoda; Palaemonidae
Product: muskelin-like
Exons: 4
Coding region: 542-994 (150 amino acids)
Cellular component (GO): cytoplasm
Source: RefSeq, a predicted model, not a curated record
AGGAACCUGUUGUGACACGAGGUCAGGCCCAAUCUAACGACAACAAGAACAACAACAAACAAAAGACAGCAAGACCAACCCUUGUGCCAGCCAGAGCAACAACAAUUGCAAGCAAAUCAAAACCUGUCUUAACCUUGCUUGAUCAUUCCUCCACAGACUGACCAAAUCAAAUGAACAAGAGGAGCAUCUUAUGACACAAGGUCAGCCUCAAUUAACAACAACAACAACCCUUGUGUCACCCAGAACAACAACAAUUGCAAACAAAUUAAAACCUGUCAUACCCUUGCUUGAUCAUUCAUCCACAGACUGAUCAAAUGAACAAGAGGAGCCCGUUGUGACACGAGGUGAGCCCCAUCUAACAACAACGACAAACGGCAGCAAGAACAACCCUUGUGCCAGCCAGAACAACAACAUUUAUAAGUGAGAGCCGCAGAGGAGGCCCUCCAUACCUUGGCCGAUCCUCUGACGUUGUGAAAGUGAGCAGCUCUCUCACUCAGUCUCAGCUGAUGGAGGGUUUCAAGUGACCAAAACAAAAACAACAAUGGCAGAGUCGACGACUUCAGGGGAACAAUUACAAAACCUGAAAUAUUCCAUCCAUAAAUAUUCGACGUUUUCCGCCAAUUUUGUACCAGAAAAUAUAUUAGAAGAUAAACCAACUGAUCAGUCCUCCCGAUGGUCGUCAGAUUCCAAUAACCCUCCACAGUAUUUAAUAUUGAAAUUAGAACAUCCAGCUGUGGUAAAGACGAUAACGUUUGGAAAAUAUGAAAAAACCCACGUGUGCAAUGUUAAGAAGUUUCGAGUUUAUGGUGGUCUAUCUGAUGAUAAUAUGGUGCUUCUUUUAGAAAGUGGACUGAAGAACGACACUGUUUCUGAAACCCUCGUUUUAAAAACAUACCGUGUCUGGUCACCAAUUUCCUUUACGUUUUGUCAAGAUUGUUCCACUUCAGGUAUGACUUUUCACUUUUCACUUUUGUUCAAUGAAGAUAUUUUUUAA